GACAAAAUUUUUAUCGGAUAGGUCUUCCGGCCCUAAGGAUACCCAGUCGGACGAAACUCAUUUCUAUCCCCUUGUCAAGCGCCUACCGUAAGUCCCAACAUGUCCGGUGUGGGUGGUCUCCCUCGGAGGAUCAUCAAGGAAACUCAGCGUUUGAUGGCUGAACCUGUUCCCGGUAUCAGUGCUGUGCCCGAUGAAAACAAUGCCAGAUACUUCCAUGUUGUUGUAGCAGGACCAGAAGGUUCCCCUUUUGAAGGUGGAGUAUUCAAACUGGAAUUAUUUCUCCCUGAAGAGUACCCAAUGUCUGCUCCCAAAGUUCGAUUCCUGACCAAAAUCUACCAUCCAAAUGUGGACAAAUUAGGAAGGAUAUGCCUAGACAUACUUAAAGACAAAUGGAGUCCUGCCUUGCAGAUUCGAACAGUGCUGCUGUCAAUCCAGGCCCUGUUGAGCGCUCCAAAUCCAGAUGACCCACUGCAAAAUGAUGUUGCAGAGCUUUGGAAAGUGAACGAAGCAGAAGCCCUGCGUAAUGCUCGGGAGUGGACCCGCCUCUAUGCCAUGGGGAACUGAUGUCUCUCUCCCUUUUUUUUUGGAGCCUGUGUUGGCCUAGCCCCAUUUUUCAAGGACUCUACAUUUUUAAUUUAAAAGAGAGAAGCUAUUGGAGCAGAGAGAUACCAUACAUUUCUAUGCUCAUUCUUAUCUGAACGUGUCUUGAUUUAUCUGCUAGCGUUUCAACCUAGCGUCCUUGCAUGGUCUUUUUCUCCCCAGCAGCAUGAAGAGAAGAGAUGACAUACGGUUCUCUUUGCUUUUGCUUCAAAAUCCAUCUUGUGAUCUUUGAUCCACUAUUCAGAUGCAUUUGCCAUGAAAGUCAUAGUUCUCCAAGUUCUCCACAUCCAUUCCUUGUUCAACUCCUCUCACAAAUGGGAGGAACAAUAAAGGUGACAUUAAAAGUGCAGUAA
Molecule: messenger RNA, 953 nt
Organism: Darwinula stevensoni
Lineage: Eukaryota; Metazoa; Arthropoda; Ostracoda; Podocopida; Darwinulidae
Source: the annotation of a GenBank genome assembly